Molecule: messenger RNA, 1872 nt
Organism: Penicillium maclennaniae
Lineage: Eukaryota; Fungi; Ascomycota; Eurotiomycetes; Eurotiales; Aspergillaceae
Product: putative Patatin-like serine hydrolase
Exons: 3
Coding region: 1-1872 (623 amino acids)
Biological process (GO): arachidonate metabolic process
Cellular component (GO): membrane
Source: RefSeq, a predicted model, not a curated record
AUGGACGAAGCCACUCUGCGCCGCAAGGACACCACGAAGGGUCCCCCGUUACGGAUCCUGUCUCUUGAUGGAGGCGGUGUUCGCGGCUAUUCCAUGCUCAUCAUUCUCCAGGAACUCAUGUAUCGCACAUACGUUGAAUGCGAAGGAAAGCCACCGCGUCGCGACCAGAUCCCCAAACCCUGCGACCAUUUCGACCUGAUUGCAGGUACCGGCACGGGCGGCCUGAUCGCUCUAAUGCUGGGACGUCUUCGACUCGACCUUGAAACCUGCAAAGAAGUCUACGUGCGCAUGACCCGCAAAGUGUUCGAAACAGACAAGACCAUUGCUGGUAUUCCUUAUCGGUCGACCCUUUUCAAGGCUUCCAAACUGGAAGAGGCCAUCAGGGAAUGUGUGCGCGAACACACGGUUUUCGAAGGAGAAGGGAAUGAUCAGCCGUCUGCCGACCCACGAUCGUCUAUCGCAAGUCUUCCCUACAGUCCCAACGCGAUACCCCAGCGAUCGGUGAGUCGGGGCAGCUUCAGCACUUCGGCCGCGUCACACCCUCAAUACCCCGCAAGCCAAAGAGGCUCCACUUUUCUGAAUGGCCUGCGCUGGGGAAACCCUGAUGCGCUGCUCUAUGAUAACCGAGAGAAUCGGACGAAGACUGCUGUCACUGCGCUUUACAAGGGCACACCAAAGAAUGGACCGGCUGUGCUAUUGCGAUCCUACGACUCUCGCCGCGAACCUCCGCCGGAAUUCGACUGUACUAUCUGGCAGGCUGGUCGCGCCACCUCGGCUACCGGACUUGCAUUCAAGCCAAUUCGGAUCGGACAGAGCAACUUCAUAGACGAAGGCCCAGGAACGUACAACCCCUCGCCGCAGAUUCUGGAUGAAGCUGUUGUCAAUGAGUGGCCUGGUCGUGAGGUUGGCGUGUUUGUUUCUAUUGGAACUGGUCGUCGACCCCCUGGUACUAACAACCGCUCCCACGAAUGGUGGGAGGAUUUCUUUGGUGGUGCGGGGGGCACAUUUGCGGAGGCGCGCCGACGUCUCAUUACGAAGAUUGAGGGCUGUGAAGACAUCCACCAGCAAAUGUUGAUGGAAAAUCUCACCAAGCGCAAUGUCCCUAUUGACAAUUACUACCGUCUCAACGUCGAAGUUGGAGUGGGCGAGUUCGGCAUGAACGAGUGGAAUCGAUUGGCGGAUAUCAGCACCAACACGCGGCGCUAUCUAUCCAAGCCCGAGGUGAAGAAGAUGAUUUUGGAUGCGGGGGUCAAGUUUGCCAAGAUCGAACGCAUGAACAGGCGGUUGGCUGCUCACGCGGCCGCUGGUGGUGAUCGGGACGAUAUGUCCUUCGAUCUUGAGCGGGAAGAGCUCAACGUCGCUCCGAUGACAUCCGAAUAUCAUGUCCCUCCUCCUUCCCACCCGGAGGCAGUCGAACUCCCUGCUGAACUUCCCGCCGAGUCUAUGGAGUAUUUCCGGCCUGCGCCAAUGUCACCCGGCGUAACUGUGACUGCACCUUCCGGGGACGAUUCACUGCCGACUCAUCCCACACCUCGGGACAGUCUUCCUGUGUCGCCUACAAGACACUCCAGCGGCGAAAUCAGCGGAUUCCGUCCCAGCCAUGAGUACUCACGACCAUCUUCGCAGCAAUAUGGUUCUCCUCGCCAAAGUGGAGAUCAGGUCAUGACUUACAACGGCAUGCCUCCGCCCAUCCCUCCCAAGACACCGAUCCCUUAUCCCGCCCAGGAAGACCUUUCAGGCGUACCGAUGCCUGCGCCACUAUUUACUCAGCCACCAGGACUCUCCAGCGGCAAGGUCCGACCACCGUAUCCAGUGGAUGAACCCCCGCCGAGCGUGAAUCGACAACGGAAGCCGAGCUACCACGUGAGAUAA